This is a messenger RNA of Diaporthe citri, 1365 nucleotides long. RefSeq lists its product as uncharacterized. Bases 1 to 1365 code for a protein of 454 amino acids. Gene Ontology annotation, molecular function: heme binding; oxidoreductase activity, acting on paired donors, with incorporation or reduction of molecular oxygen; monooxygenase activity. The transcript has 3 exons. The record is from RefSeq and is a predicted model, not a curated record. Lineage: Eukaryota; Fungi; Ascomycota; Sordariomycetes; Diaporthales; Diaporthaceae.
AUGGAUCGGUUGUCCGUACAGGUCCAAACUCGGUCACUCAUCUUCAACACACUCUCGUCCUUGCAAACACUCCACGUCAAGUCCGCAAAUGUGUUCAAAGGCGACGAGUUUUAUGGGCUUCAGGAUGGUGGACCAGCCGGCGGCAAGAGCGUGCAGAUGAUUGCUGACAACGAUGCCCAUUCCGCGCGGCGUAGGCUGCUGGACAAGGCCAUCCCUCCGCGAGAUCAGGUGUUUCGCGACAUCAACGAGCUAUCCCGGCAACUGAUAGACGUCAUAGAACAUGAAGUCGACACUCAUGGCGGCAUUGUGGAUGUUACAACAGUCACCUCGUGGUACAGCUUCGACGUGAUUAGCACGAUAGCAUUCGGCCAGUCGUUCGACAUGCUACAUACCCUCACCUGGCGUUGGCUGCCCCUCUGCCUCCAGCAGAUGAGCGUGUUCCUCUAUGCCGCCGGCUACGCCUCGGGCCACGUCCCACUUCUCCGCUUCUUCCAGUGGCUUCUCCGGUCCAACUGGCCUUCUCGUCUCGGCCUGACCACAGCCAUCCAAGCCCAGAAAUACGCGGACCUUGCGGCCGACCAGGUUCAUCGGCGAGGUGACCGCCUGAAGUCCGAGGAAGGUCUUGCAGCCUCGGGCCGCAAGGACAUUUUUGGGCACCUGAUGCGGGCGAAAUUCCACGACAGUGCCGAUCUGACAUCGGAGAGCUCGUUGCUGAUCGCCGCCGGGAGCGACGCCGUGCGCUUCGCCACCGCAGCCACGAUGUUCUACCUGCUGCAGAAUGCAGACGCGAAGGAAAAGACGGCAGCGGAAGUCAGGAGGCUCGACCUGGGGCCGGAUGGCCUCAGCGAGUCAAAGCUUGCGUCUCUCAAGUAUCUGCGCGCCUGUGUUGACGAGGCUAUGCGGCUCAGUCCUCCAAAAGCUGGCAGCAUCCCCAGGGAAACAGGAUCGGGAGGCAUGGUCAUCGACGGAGUGGCGAUACCGAAGGGUAUGAGUGUUGCAACGUCGACUUAUUCUCUGCACCGUGAUCCUCAGAUAUACAAGCAACCGUUCGAGUACAGACCCGAGCGAUGGCUUGAGAGACCCCAUGACCCGAGGCUGUAUGCGGCGUUCACUCCAUUUAUCAAAGGGCCGCGGGCCUGCCCGGGAAAAGCUGUCGCUUACGUCGCCAUGCAAACAGCCCUGUUCCAUAUGUUGCGGGAGUACGACAUCGAGAGCGCGGGAGAUGGGGAGAAGGGCGUAUCAGGGCUCGAGAGUUUGACUGCGUCGCAGCGCCAACGGAAAGACUACCCGUUCAACGACUGGAUUAUUGGGUAUACGAAGGGUCCGUUCAUCAGAGCAACGCGGGUGACUAAUCUAGCUCAGUGA